CAAACUGUCAACUGUCAAAAAAUUGGCUGAUAAUCUUCGACGAUCGACAUGUAAACAAUUAAAUAAUCAUUAAAUAUUACAUAAAAAAACGUUAAACAAUCGUAAAAAUCUAAAGAAAAAAAGGAACGUUGUCCCUCAUUCACCAAGAUGACGAAACUAAAAAAUACACAAGCUGAACGGUUAAAUCCUUGUCUUAAGGAGCAAGAAAUGUCUUAUCAAUGCUUAAACAAGAACAACUAUGACCAAUCCAAAUGCGAAGAUUAUUUUGAUAACUACAAUACAUGUAAAAAGUUCUGGGGCAAGGUAUACCAGGAUAGGAAAGCUAAAGGAUUAUACCCAUACAUGCCGGAAGUGGAAGACAGGCCCAAAAUAAAGGAAGAAUAUUUUCAAUAUAUUAAAAGCCAAUUAAACUAGACUAGUAUCUAAAACAAUAGAUUUAGAACAAACUAUAUAAAGAUUGCAAUGACUAUAAUGGGAAAAGAUCAGGGAAUAUUGACAACAGAUUUCUACACUAUGUUAUACAAAUAAUUAUCUCAGAUAAGUUUCAAACCAGGACACAAAACAGAACUGCCCACAAUGUCUCAUCACUUUUUAAAAAAAGUCAUGACUGCGUUUGGCGGGAAAUUGCAGAUGCUCCAUAGAGAAUACUUGUACUUUUAUCAGCCAUAGACAAUCACUUCCCUUUAACUUUAUCAACCCCUAAAGUUUAAUAUUAAUCUUUCUCGGACUUGGGAACUUUCCUUCCCCUUUGAACAAUAAAAUAUAACAGUAAAAUGAUGACUCUGAAUCGUUCAACAAUACUAAUAGAAAUAGGGUUUAUAUCUUUUUAUUGUUUCUUUAUUUUAAUUGACGUGUUCCCUGGUGGCAAGAAGGAAUUUUGCUUUUAUUUGUUGCUGGUAAUACUAUUUAACCUAAACAUGGUGUAAUAACAGAGUAAUAUAUUUAUUUUCAAUAAAUACUACAUAUAUGGCAAAA
Molecule: messenger RNA, 975 nt
Organism: Spodoptera frugiperda (fall armyworm)
Lineage: Eukaryota; Metazoa; Arthropoda; Insecta; Lepidoptera; Noctuidae
Product: coiled-coil-helix-coiled-coil-helix domain-containing protein 7
Exons: 3
Coding region: 148-414 (88 amino acids)
Source: RefSeq, a predicted model, not a curated record